AUGACGUACGUAUACACUCCCGGUGAUGGGUCGGACUUUGUGCAGCGGGCGGUGUUUUAACCCAAAUACGCCUUUAUUCAAACUAUACCCAACCUGCGCAAGGCAGAUUUUUUCUUGACGAGGUAGGUCGAGUGUGGGCGACAUCAAUUCCGAUUCAGAUCGAAACACAUCCGGACACAACAUGGAGGACAACGUGAAAGGAGAUAUGGUUGUCAAUGAUGAGACAUCGCAACCUCCCGCCGACUACCCCCCACCGUACAGUCCUGCUGCCCAAUAUUCUCCGGCAACAGUGGUCCACAACAUGCCUCAGCCUGCGGCUCCGUGUCCCUCGGAGGUGUUUGAGCGGGAGGCGUGCCUCGCACACUGCGUUCGUUUCUGGUGGUGUCGCCCGAUAGGCUGGAUGGCCGUAGCCGAGCUAAACAGAGCUCGAGCACUGUACGCGGCUGGGGACUACGACGGAGCAGAGCAAGCUGCCAAGAAGGCCAACAUGUGGAGCUACGUCGGCCUGAUAUCGGGCAUCGUGCUUGUUAUUGGGGUCGCAGUAGCCACGUACUUCAUCAUCACCACUCUCAUGAAUAGCUACUGAACCAAACGAACGCAGGUUUUGCCGUCGUAGUGAUGACGUCACUUCCUGUCGAGGUCACGGGCACCUCAUUAUUAGCAGUGGUUCACGCUUCUUGCACAGCAUGAUAAAAUGUCAUUAAAAUGUAUCCCGGUGCUAUUAAUUAAGUACCCUCAUUUACUGGCGGUUGUCGCAGGUUGUCUGCAGAGACUUGCGAGAAUCAUUUUAAAGGUUAUGUCGCUAUCCGAAAGCAAAACAACUGAAGAACAAAACAGCAGACAGAUAUAUGUACGGAAAUUCAUUUCACCAAGAUUUACGUAGGAUAUAAUUCAGAAUGAAAGUUACCAAACUGUUACGCUAUUAGCUAAUAAUAUGUGGCGCCGUUCUAUCCAUUUUCACUUGAGGGCGCUAUCACCUCGCAUUAUGUACCAUAAACACAACGUAUAGGCUUGACUGACUAUUUGUUGCUACGGCAUCGUGAACCAAUCGUUGAGCCGAAGUGUCAGUGACAUCAGAGUGACGUCAUGGCUACGCUGGUGAAUACAGAAAUUGUCUUAAAUGAGGGAUUAUCAACAAUUUGUUCAAAAUAGAGCUUUUGUCCCCAAGUUACUCGGAUCUACACAAUUUUAUCGUCGCAUGUUGAUGUCGUUUUUUUUUUUCUUUUUUUACUGUAGCCAGAAGGUUUUUUUUUUUUUUUUGCUUGGGAGACGGCUACGACUUUGGACUGCUCCGUAUCAGUGGACCAAAACCCAAGCCGAAGUUGAAAUACAGUGGGUUCGGAACCAGCCUUAAUGUUGGUAGAUUAGAUAUGAUUCGGGGGCUUGCUUUAUAUCAUAUAAUGUAAAAAGGUUACGUAGCUAGCUUCCGGAACCCUCGCACGGCCCGUCUUUGGGCAUUUUACACAAGGUUAAUUGCCCUUCUUUUUGCCAUAAUUUUUGACAGAAUGAUUCAUCGCAUACAACGUACAUCGCGAAAACGAAAACGCAUAUCGACGCAAAGAUUUGCCUACCUACAGCCGAUGGGUUCUAGAUUUAGUCGGGCUGGCUUGAAUGCAGUCCUUAUCAGCGGUCAUUUUAGAUUUUUGUUGUUGUAAAUACUUAUGAGUCCUUCACGUUUAUUAAAGAAAGGUAUUUGCUAAGACAUUUAAAUCUGCUGUUAAUAUUAAGUUUUCACCCAAUGACCGCCACGAAAUUAUUGUAUACAUUUUUAUCUUUGUACGAGUACACCGAGUUUCACUGGUUCACAUUUUUUAAAAUUUUCAAAAGUGAGAGGUCAUUUUUUUUUGGCGCAAUACUUCUCUUUCAAGUUAGGCGAUUUUUCAGUUUUCUUCAAUUGAGAUGCUUGUAACAAAUUUACAAGUUCUUUUUGCGAGGGUGAUUUUUCUUAAGAAAUCAAUGUACUAAGAACAACUGCAAAUUGCAUAAUUUGUGCACGUUAAUAAUUUAUUUUCCAAUUCAAGUGUUCAGGAAGGGCGCCACCAAGAAUGAAUUUCAGGCUUUUUUUCCGGAAGGUAUAGACUGACUGACCAACAGUGAGGGAAAUUUUGUCAACCAUUUUAGCUGUUUUAUUCAACAAACAAGUGCUACAUUAUUCAAUAUUUUCUAAACCUUUGAAAGUGUGGACAACUUAAUAAUAUUAAUAAUCAUUUGGGAGGCUAAUCAUCCCUAUACUUGCAGAUGAGAAGCUGUAAAAUUGGUAGCAAAAAAGCUGAAGAUAUUAACGACUAAAUUCUCCAGGCACCUUUUGCAGUUUUAGAAUGUAUAAGGGAAUGGUCACUGAAAUAUGGAAAUAUUAGCAUAUAAACAUAAUGUGUUAUAACACGAUUUAUGUUGUCUUUAUGUUGAAUCUUAUCAUUUGUUGUUACUUGUUUUAAGUUGCCGAGGUAACCUCAGACGGACAUUGGAAAUAACACGUCUGGUUUAUUUCACACAUACUUUUUUUGAAUAAAAUGUUGAAAAUUGAACACAAAUUAA
Patiria miniata (bat star) is the source of this 2535-nucleotide messenger RNA. RefSeq lists its product as uncharacterized. Lineage: Eukaryota; Metazoa; Echinodermata; Asteroidea; Valvatida; Asterinidae. The coding region runs from base 182 to 586 and encodes 134 amino acids. Gene Ontology annotation, cellular component: membrane. The transcript is spliced from 4 exons. The record is from RefSeq and is a predicted model, not a curated record.